Molecule: messenger RNA, 618 nt
Organism: Geodia barretti
Lineage: Eukaryota; Metazoa; Porifera; Demospongiae; Tetractinellida; Geodiidae
Source: the annotation of a GenBank genome assembly
AUGAUCCAAGGCGCACUCGCCGCCGCUUCUGAUACCGGCGCCAUCGAGGUGAUCGGUGCGGAUUGCGAUUACGACGCGGACUUCGACUACGGUGUCGAUUCUCCUACGGUGUUGCUCCUGUCUCCGGACGCGGAUCUGCCCGUGCAACCGGACGAUGACAACGGCCCCCUGGUGCUCCGAUGCGUCGCCGACGAUGAUUUGGAUUCGCCCGAUCUCUACGAAGAUUCCGAUGACUUCGUCGCCGUGCCCUGCGCCCCCACCGAACUGGUCAAACGCAUCCUCCGCCUGGCUCAACGCCGGGCGAUUGAAUUGGGUUCGGCCGACUCGAUACGGGUGGGCGGGAUUUCGCUUAACCCGGCCACCUACCAGGUUAGCGCCAACGGUCGCCCGGUGGACCUGGCUUGGUUGGAGUUCCAACUCCUGCAUUUCCUGAUGGACAACGUGGGCAAGGUAUUCACCCGGGACCAGCUGUUAGCCAACGUCUGGGGAGUGGAAAACAUCGGCGGUACACGCACCGUGGAUGUCCAUAUCCGCCGCCUGCGCUACAAGCUGGAAAACGGCGCCGAGACUUAUUUCCGCACCGUCAAGAACGUCGGGUACGGCAUGAUUGAACCGUAG